AUGGCGACCGUUAACUCCGGGGGAAUGCCGGGGCGCCCCAAGGCCGAGUUCCUGCGCUCGGUAAGGGAUGCGCUGGGUAGAGUCGAGGGGCCGCCGGAGCACCCGUAUCACCGGCUGGAAGAGGAGCUUGAUACCCUCGAGGAACGGGCCACCGAACUGGAAACGCGGCUGCGGGAAAACCGCCCGCAACUGCUGGACCGAUUCGUCGAAAUGGCGGCCAAGGGCGGCUGGAAUGUACACCGCGUUUCUGGGGCGGAGGCGGCCGUCGGGCAGGUCGAUUCCAUCAUCGGAGAAUUGGGCGCAACCCGCAUAGUCCGCUCCGGGCAGCCGGUGUUCGACGAUCUGCCGGUGGACACCGCGCUGGAUUGGCGGGGCAUCGAAUUGGUUCCGGUCGUCAGGGACAGCUUGACCACCCGGGAGGAGUUGCGGGAAAAGAUGCGCCAUGCCGACGUCGGCCUUACCGGGACCGACUACGCCCUUGCUGAAACCGGGUCGCUGGUCAUUAUGCCCCGGCAGGGACUAUCGCGGCUGGUCUCGCUGGUGCCGCCGGUGCACGUGGCCCUGGUCCGACCUGAGGAGGUGCUGGAGAGCCUGCAUGACCUCUUCCUCCUGCGCCGCCUGGAGUACAAGCGCCGCGGGGGCGAGAUGGGCAGCUACCUGAACUUCAUCACCGGGCCCAGCCGCACCGCCGACAUCGAGAUGACCAUUGUGCAGGGCGUACACGGGCCUCGCGCAGUGCAUAUGAUAUUGGUCGAAUAG
Messenger RNA from Geodia barretti, 759 nucleotides. Lineage: Eukaryota; Metazoa; Porifera; Demospongiae; Tetractinellida; Geodiidae. The record is from the annotation of a GenBank genome assembly.